Messenger RNA from Eutrema salsugineum, 2689 nucleotides. RefSeq names its product serine/threonine-protein kinase PBS1. The transcript has 10 exons. Gene Ontology annotation, molecular function: ATP binding; protein kinase activity. The coding region runs from base 1447 to 2277 and encodes 276 amino acids. Gene Ontology annotation, biological process: protein phosphorylation. Lineage: Eukaryota; Viridiplantae; Streptophyta; Magnoliopsida; Brassicales; Brassicaceae. The record is from RefSeq and is a predicted model, not a curated record.
UCUUCGAGCCACCAAAUCAAACCUAUCGCCUGACCAAAACGAAACCGAUACUAUGAAGAAGGUUUUGAAUCUUACUUAUUGGUCCGACGACAAUGAAGGUUAUGAUGACCGUCGAGUUGAGAGAAAGAAUCGAUCUCACUGACAAGGAACGGCAAAUUUUCGACGUGCUUCUCGAUGCUCUCCACGAAAAUAACCUCGAUAACCGGCUUUACGUCGCCAGUGAUUGGGUGCGCGACAAGUAACCCUGAGAAUCCCAAAAAACUGGAGACAGGAAAGAUGCGAACUUUAUAGCCAGUGGAUAGAUUUUGUGCAUUUGAGAAAGGAAGAAGAUUACGGCGAAAAUAAUCGUUUUCCUGGAAAAGUGUAAUUUGCACCCCAGAAGAGGACGCUUAUAGGAGAGACUGGACUAUAAAGUAUGUAUAGUUACUCUCUUCUUUGUCCAGUGAAAGAAGUUGCAUAACGUAACAAUGAUAUGAGUAUCACUGAAUGCAAAUUGUGACAUCUUUUCUGAUGUCUUGUGUUUGAUAGCUUAUUCUCCGGUCGAUUCGCUUCGGUAUUUGUGUUUCUGUUUUUCGUUUUCAUCUCUCUGUUGUUAUGCUUUUGUCAGUCCUGGCUAAACAGUUGCCAUUAAGAGGUGCAAAGUUUGGCUUUACUCUGGAUGAAGAACUAAAAGUAGCUCUUGCAAGAAAGAUUUGCAGAGAGCGGAUCGGAUACGAAAUCGAUUUGAUGAUAUCUGGAAACAGACCAUGUUUCAGCAGUUACUUAUCUUUCUGAUUUCAAACUAUUUGGGGUUGUCUUUGCUCUUCCCUCUUCAUCUGAGCCUGCACCGACAGAGAACUGUGGCAGGUGUAUCUCUUUUUCUAGUUUUUGACAUUCGAGACUCUGUGACACUGCUGGUCCUAUUUUGCAUCACACGUACGUAUUGCUUCUUUAGCCUCUGCCGAGCCUAUAUGGAAGCUAUGUGGAACCUCAUUCAAACACCUGGGCUCGUUAACUUCAGCGUUCCCGUUGUCAACGACUUCUUAAAAAUCUCCAUGAAGCGGAAGAGGAGUGACGCUGAAACAGUUUAUCAGUGUACACCGUGCCGCAGAAAGAUUCCUGUCGUUGAUUCUUCCUCUUCAGUCGAGGAAUUCAGCACAACCGGACAAACUUGACUGUGCUACUGACGCUCUUGAGCACUGGGAAUCCAUCUCCUGAAAUGUUCCAGAAGUCCCGGCUGCAUCGAAAAUAAGACUAGUCACAGAUGUACUGGAUGUGGGUGCUGGAGUUACAUUCCCAUGGCGCGAAAUCGUAGUCGGAACCCAAAACUUCGAGGAAACACGUUCUCUCGGCAAAGGCAAAUUCGGCGAAGUCUUUCGCUGCGACUUCCCAAGAAUUAAUCAGGUUGGAGCUGCAAAGAUUCACGAUCAUGCGAACCGAGCUGGUAAUAUUGAGUUCUUGGCAGAGAUGAGAGUCUUCGGUGAAGCUUAUCACCCAAAUGUGAUUAACCUUAUCGGCAAAAGUUUCGGCGAACAUAAAAGUGCCAUAGUCUACGAAUUCAUGCCCAACGGCUCUCUUCACCACCACCUCUUUGCAAACGCGAGGCCAAGUCCGGGUCUACGGCAGGAAACUCAGGUCUUGGAUUGGGGCACGAGGAUGGGAAUUGCUGUUGGUGUAGCAGAAGCUCUGGUUCAUCUACACACGGGGGUAAAAGAGAUUCACCGAGACGUCAAAGUCGCAAACAUCUUACUUGAUGAGAAUUUGGCUCCGAAGCUGAGUGAUUUUGGAUUGGCGAUGCAAAUCAUUAGAAAUGAAGAAGGCGAUGAGACGCCGCGCGAGAUCAAUCUGAUCAAGGGAAGUCGAGGAUACGUCGCACCGGAAACAGAGGAGCACAUGUUGGUUUCGACCAAGUCCGAUGUCUAUAGCUAUGGAGUUUUUCUGCUUGUGCUUUUCACCGGAAGGGAAGCUUAUGAUCUACCGAAACCUCGUGGGAAAAUGAACAUCACUGAUUGGUUGAUGCCAAUAUGGGGAAGAAAGGAGUAUCUGCCUCUGGUAAUUGAUACUGCGCUCGGUUAUAAUUUUCCGGUGGAUGCUUUACACAGCCUGUUUUUUGCUACGAGGAUGUGUAUAGACGCACAGGCACUUGCACGGCCUAGCAUGGCGUUUGUGGAAAACAUGAUUCGUGAAGCUGCAUCUUACCCAGUCACAGAGUUGAUCCCGGUGAUCGAGAGGAGGCAUUCGAUAGGUCACGCAGUCACAGAGCUGCUCCCGGUGAUUGAGAGGAGGCAUUCGAUAUAACAUGUUUGAUCAGGAGAUUCGAUUUAGGCUUUUCUUUCUUUCUUUCUUUCUUUCUUUUUUUUAGGGGGUUUUACAGAAACAUAUUAUAUACUACUUGGAUUUGUAACGGAUGGUUUUGCAACUGUUUCUACGAUUUGAGACGAGAUCAGGGUUUGGCCUUUUGAAACAAUGCCAUCUGAAAAUAGCUCAACGUUGAGAUCUUUUGUUUUCAUUUCUCUCUGUUAUGUAACUUUCUUCAAAUAAGAGAGAAGCUGAGGGUGAGAAAAGAAUCAGAAAAAGAAUACUUUGAAUAUAUAUACACUAAGCAUGUUUUCAAAUUGUGUGAUUUGUAUAAAUCUAUGGAAUUGCAAAAUUAUUUAAUCUUUUCCACAUUUUAUGAAUUGCAAAUUUGUUUUACUUUAUAUAAAGUGAA